Molecule: messenger RNA, 3596 nt
Organism: Portunus trituberculatus (swimming crab)
Lineage: Eukaryota; Metazoa; Arthropoda; Malacostraca; Decapoda; Portunidae
Gene: Ugalt
Product: UDP-galactose translocator-like
Exons: 6
Coding region: 295-1305 (336 amino acids)
Biological process (GO): pyrimidine nucleotide-sugar transmembrane transport
Cellular component (GO): Golgi membrane
Molecular function (GO): UDP-galactose transmembrane transporter activity
Source: RefSeq, a predicted model, not a curated record
UUCAGGGGUAUAACAUUGAAUAUUUCCUCUGACCUAUAUUUCUCACUAUCCAGUAAGUAUGGGAAGUUAGUGCCAAUGAUGGACUGCGGCAUCUAGAUGGGUUCAGUGGCAGGGUGGCAGUGGCGACGACUAGCGGACAGCCUCAGGGCAAGUGUGUGUCCACUGUCCCAUUCUGACAGCGGCGGCGUGGGAGUGGGAGUGGCUCCUGUUAUCCCUUUUUGCUUCUAUUACCAAGGCGCCGGGGAAUUGAGCAGUGCUUUCUUGAUCUAACGCAGCCUGAGUGACGUUGCCAUCAUGGGAAUAGAGAAGACAACCCAGGCCAACGCCAUGAAGUACGUCAGCUUGGUGACGCUGACGGUGCAGAACUCAGCCGUGGCGCUCAGCAUGCGUUACGCCCGCACCAGAUCGGGGGAGAUGUUCAUUGCAUCCUCUGCGGUGGUGAUGGCGGAGGUGGUGAAGCUGCUGGCGUCACUACUGCUGGUGUAUAAGCAGGAGGGGUCUUUGCAGCACUGGUUCAUGACGCUGCACACACACAUCUGGCAGCAGAAGAUGGAUACACUUAAGGUCAGCGUGCCGUCCUUCAUCUACCUUGUGCAGAAUAACCUUCUCUACGUGUCCGCCUCAAAUCUGGAUGCUGCUACUUACCAGGUCACCUACCAGAUGAAGAUCCUUACUACGGCAGUGUUUGCUGUGCUGCUGCUGCGCCGGGAGCUGCGGUCACUACAGUGGCUGGCCCUGGUGCUGCUGACGGCUGGCGUGGCAUUGGUGCAGCUGUCAGCCACAGAUGGAGGCACCACCACCGCUGCCACUGCUGGUCAGAGCCGAGUGCUGGGCUGUGUGGCUGCUAUUGCCGCCUGCUGCUGCUCAGGAUUUGCCGGGAUAUAUUUUGAGAAGAUUCUGAAAGGCUCCGAGAUAUCAGUUUGGGUACGAAAUGUGCAGCUCUCCCUCCUGUCCCUUCCCCUGGGAGCUGCCACUGCCCUGGCCACAGACGGCUCGGAGCUGAUGAGCAAGGGGUUCCUGCACGGCUAUGAUGGGUUCGUGUGGUACCUGGUGUGCCUCAAUGCGCUGGGCGGCCUCCUGGUGGCACUCGUCGUCAAGUAUGCCGACAACAUCCUGAAGGGCUUUGCCACGUCCCUUGCCAUCGUGCUCUCCACUAUCAUCUCUGCCGCCUUCCUUGGGUUUGUCCUGACGGUGCAGUUUGCAGUGGGCACGGCUCUCGUCAUUGUCUCCGUAUUCCUGUACAGCCACCAGCCACGCCCCCACCCCCCUCAGAACCCCAUGGUAGGGAAGAUGAAGGUGUAUUAGCAAGCAACUCAGUGUAUGCAUGUGUGUGUGUGGACCCUGGCAGACUUGGGGCUGUGGUGUGUGUAGCCUUGACGCACAUAGGUGUACAUACCCACCUGUCCACCUGCCUACAUCCUCCUGUGUGUACGUUUUUCCGUGUGUGUUUACAAGUCUGGUGUGUGUGUGUGUGUCGUGUAGAGGUUAAUGUGGGGUGUUUCUAAUUUGCUGAUUUUUUUUAAAGUGUAUUUCUUUCAUAUUUGUGUUUGUAUGUAGAAGUUAGGUGUGAGUUUUUAUCAUGAUUGUUCAUUUAGUGUUAUUUAUUUAUUCUUCAUUGGGUUUUUGUGUAACGCAAGUAGUUGGAGAAAGACUGGACACACCUCACACUCACUCCACACACCUGCAGGGAAGUGAUGAGGCUCUCUGUCACUCCCUGCACUUAUUUAUUGAGGUGAAUGUGCUAUGGUGUGACUCUUAUGUCAGUGUGUGCUGCUGUUACCAGUUGUAGGUGUUACUUGUGGAUCAGAAAGGCUGGCUGGUUUGUCUCUUCUCAAAAUUUUUUAUUCUUCUCUCCCUUGUGAAAAAAGUUUAUUCUUAUCAUAAAGAGAACGAUUUAUUUGUCUUUAAAUUCAUCUUUAUGUUUGUAAAAAGAGAUGAAUCUAUUUAUGCAUGAAUUUAUCAGUUUGUAUUGAAAAAAACCUAAUGAUUCCAUCUAUUAACUCGUCAAUGUAUUCAUCAAAAAGAUUGACUGGGAUUAAUGUCAUUUUGUUGUUACUUUUUAUUCAUCUGUCCAUCCAUUGACCCUUGAAAGACCUGAAACAGUACCAUUUGGUUGUAGUAUGGGACUUCUGUGGCUGCUGCUGGUCACUCCCUCAGUCUGCUGUGGUGGGUGGCUUUCAUACAAGAUUACUGUGGUAGUGGACAGUUCCUUCUUACUUGCGGUUACCCAAAUCUUCCUUGAUAACUUUUAGUGUCUCAUUGAACAAGCCUUUUUGCCACCCUCCAUCCAUCUACCCAUUAUAAAGUUGGCUUGGUACAGUAGCAUGCUGUUAUCAUUGCUGCUGUCCAUCCAUCAAUCCAUAUAUCUCCCUACAAGCCUGGAUUAACACUACCAAAUCCCUUUAUUCACACACAAAUGCUCUCACUCAAUGCUCUCUUCUUACCAUGGCAUGUUUUCACCUAACUUUCAUACCUCAGCAUCUCCCACAGGGCAUGUAUAUGAUGUGUGUGUGUGUGUGUGUCUAUCCAGUUCAGUUUCUGUAAUUUUAUCUAGUUCUUUUCUUCAUUUGACUUACACUUUUUCUUUUUCUAGUGCUGUUUUUCCUUUAUUUCCUGUACACAUUCUUUGCUUGUGUUGCUUUAACAAAUGUUUACCAAGUCUUUCCCUUCAGUUCUCAUUUAUUCCCUUCCCUCUAUCACUUUACUAUGUUCCAAUCUCUCAUGUUUAUUUGAUCCUGCCUUCAGUCUUUGUGUAUUGCCUUGCCUUCAUCACUUCUCGUGUUUUAUGUGCUUAUGUUGAAGUUUGGGGAAGCUGUAGUACUAUUCAGUAUUACUCAAGCUUCUCUCCCUCCAAAAGUUUCCCUGUGUCUUUCCUGGUAAGUGUUGAGUCACUGUGGACUUGCAUUUACUUAUUUAGGGAAGAGUGUUGGUGUCUUAUUAAAAGAUUUGAGGUGAUUGGUGACUGUGAACUUGAUUUUUUUUACUUAUUGAGGGCAAGUUGUUGGGGGCUUUGUUGAGGUAUUUAAGGUGAUUGGUGAAUCUGAUCUUACUGUUUUACUUAUUGAUAGAAAGUAUCUAUUAUGUUUUGUUGAGAGUGAAGGUGAUUGGUGAAUAGACACUUAAGAAAGAUGAUUUGCAAGAGCAAUCCUGGUGUGUUACUUGUAUCAGAAAUAUGUUUCAAGUUAUCUUUAUUUGGAAUAAGUAAUAGAUGUGUUUUAAUGGUUUGAAAGAAAAAAAAUAUUUCAUAUUUAUUCUAUCCUGACUUAAUAAAGAAAAUUAUUUAGAAAUAAAAUGCAUUUAAAUUAUAUGAUGUUCUUAUAAGAUCAACGCACAAGACAUGGUCAGACUCAGUGAUCUAGCCUACCCUAACCUGACCUGCCCAGCCAGGCAGUGUGGCUGUGGCUGUGGCCAUGUCUGAUGUGUGGUGUGUGGUGUGCUGGCGUCAGUGGCACAACCUUCAUUGUCAUAGUUGACACAUAAGUGGUGUGACUCACCGGUGUGAUUUAUUGCAUUGUGAAUGAAGAGUGAAGGCAGCAAUCAACUCAUCAGCGCAUGUAAACAAUGAUGAUCUUUUGUGAAAUAUAUUUUCUGGUAAA